This is a messenger RNA of Acanthopagrus latus (yellowfin seabream), 618 nucleotides long. It is a transcript of the gene pclaf, whose product is annotated as PCNA clamp associated factor. Gene Ontology annotation, molecular function: chromatin binding. The record is from RefSeq and is a predicted model, not a curated record. Gene Ontology annotation, cellular component: nucleus. Bases 114 to 470 code for a protein of 118 amino acids. The transcript has 4 exons. Gene Ontology annotation, biological process: translesion synthesis; regulation of cell cycle. NCBI's taxonomy places the organism in Eukaryota, Metazoa, Chordata, Actinopteri, Spariformes, Sparidae.
UUCUCCCGCCCCAUCCGCUGUUCUUUUUAAACCAAGGCGGGACUCGGCUGCCUUCACUUCUGCCACUGUUGUUGGAGUCCAAACAUCGUUUGACAUUGCAGGUCGAUACCAACAUGGUGAGGACUAAAGCCGACAGUGUUCCCGGAACAUACAGAAAAGCUGUUGCAGCUUCUGCACCCCGGAAGUCUCUGGGCUCCAGUGCAGCGAACUCCUCCUCCUCCUCCAGCAGCCAGUGCUCCACACCCGCAAAGGGCAAAUAUGCUGGUGGUAACCCAGUGUGUCCCCGCCCCACGCCGACCUGGCAGAAAGGCAUCGGAGACUUCUUUGGCGGUCCCCCGAGGAAGCCUGAGAAGGAGAACCAGAGGCCCCUGGAGGUAGAGGACGAUGAAGAGGCCGGAGGCAGCGGGAUGUCGAAGGCCAGCAGGAAGUCGAGGCCGCUGCCUGCUGAGGACGAGGAGGACGAGGACUGAACACCGCCAUGAAUGAAUGAAUCUGUUUGACUGUUGGUCCUGUUUGCUGAAUGCUUGAAUGUCACUGUACAUCUGUAAAUACUUCUGAUUAAUUCAAUUCUUUUUUUGUUUUUUUUUACGUACGUCAAUAAACUUUUAUUGUUUUUAA